AUGUGGGAAAAGGUCUUCGAUUCGGAGUCUGCCAUCUGGCGAGAUCGCUUUGGUAAACACUAUGACAUUGCUCCGGGAAGACGCUCUAGGGAGUUGAAGAUUGAAUACCAGAUCCGCGCCAUUGUACUGAGCUCUCUGAUCCAAUUCAAAGAAGAGGAAGAUGCUCGUCAAUACCUCUGGAUGCAGGUCAUGCAGACUAUGCUCGAGGAGGCUCUGAAGCUACCCAUUGCCCGUGGAGCGACCUCAAAGACCCUGCAACGGAUACAGGAGACCCUCAAAGGGGUAGAUUUCCUGAGUGAGUUUCGAAAAGGGCGAAGUUCCUCGCAACUAUUUUAUGCUCUCCAGCUUUGCCUCAGUUCAUUUGCCCUCGAUCCAACCAUCACCGAACCCUGUCGUCGAACCGACUACGACAUCAAACAAGUUUACUCAUAUGUAGACGAGGUGGGCAAGGCAUUCAUUGACCACGAUAACCUUGAUCUCGCCAAACUGCUGAACGUGCGCAAUUUCUGGCAACGUCAUUUUCUGAACGCUUCCGAACUUACCUUCCAAGAAUCCUUCUCUGGGCUGCCUGCGGAGAUGAAGCCUAAGGCGCGAAAGGAUAUUCCAACCGAGAUAUUCAUGCUAAGCCCAUCGUGGCUAGGAUACUACUCCUGCAUACAUCCGCUGUCAGACCUGCAAGGGAGCAACCAGCGCCAGACAUGCGCUGAUCUUGAGACACACGGGGACGGAAUCGAGAUAAUGGUGAGUGGAAGGCGAGUUUGUAAGGUUAUGACCACCAUGCUAACAAAUGUCAAGACCCUUGACCUCAAACCCUCCUCCGAACAGUUCUGGCCGGCGCAAUGCAGCAAGAUGAUCCCUCUCGCUGGCGGGCUCGAUACUAAGCGACUAUAUUUCGAUGGCAAGCAGAGAGCUUAUGAUGGCGCCUAUGAGGCAGGAAACACAGUGUUCGGGUUUACCGAAGAUAUUUCUCUCCCCCAUGGGGGCUUUGAGGGAUGGACGCGGAUCUGUUUUACCAUCGUCGAAGCGGAUGAGGAGGAAGAGGAGAAGCCUUUCUCCGUCGUGAUGGAUGGCGAGGGCUGGAUUCAUGGGUAUGAGGCCGUCAUAGUCCCCGGUGGGCGCAUGAUGCUGGGACGGUGGUUGGAUAUGAAGGAGCCAGAUGCCAGAGGCCCAUUCAUCUUUUGGGACGUGUGA
Molecule: messenger RNA, 1191 nt
Organism: Penicillium egyptiacum
Lineage: Eukaryota; Fungi; Ascomycota; Eurotiomycetes; Eurotiales; Aspergillaceae
Source: the annotation of a GenBank genome assembly